Menidia menidia (Atlantic silverside) is the source of this 3669-nucleotide messenger RNA. Lineage: Eukaryota; Metazoa; Chordata; Actinopteri; Atheriniformes; Atherinopsidae. The record is from the annotation of a GenBank genome assembly.
UCGGUGUACAAUAUGCACUGAAUCAGCACUAAAAAAAAGGGCAAAGAUUGACAAAAAUACAACUGAAGGAAACAACUGGUGAAUGGGAAACAGAUGUCACAUUGUUUUAAGCUGAAAUUCACACAGAGUGUACAUAAACAUAGCCACAGGCUGUUGUGGCUUAAUGAGAAUGGCUACCGGACAUCAGUGGCAUCAAAACACAACCCUGGUCUUUAAACAGUUUAAGCAUCUGAAAAGUCUCACUUUGAAACGUCCUGUGGGUCACUGACUCGAAGCUCAUAUCAGACUAAAUAGAGAAGUUAAUGAUAGAUGUUGGGUCAUGACAAUGGGAGCCUUCAAGAAGCUUGCGGGGAAAAACGUGCGAAUGCCCCGGCCUCUGCCCGGAGGUGAUACUUCUUUGGAGCUUGCUCCACUGAACCGACUCCAAAUCUCUCGGGGAUAUCGUGACAUAGAGACAUUUUUUACACGCCGGGUCAUCCUAUUUUCAGCAGUAAUUCCCUUUCACUUCUGAAGAAUGGAAGGAAGAGGAGGAGGAGGAGGAGUAAAGCCGCGCUUUGGAUAAGCCAGACCUCACUGAGCGCGUGUGCGUCCCGCGGCAGGAGCAACAUCUUCUCGGCUCUCCCUUUCCUCACACGGUCCAAUGGCUCAUUACAAGACUUCUCUGACGUGCUGCUGCAUUUUGCUUUUUUCUCUGGUUUGCGCCGUGGGUCUGAUCUGCCUGUGCAUCGCCACGCUGGUGGAUGUGGGAUGUCCCGGCGGCUUCAGGCGCGCGGCUGUGGCCGCCGACUCCAAACUUUGCUCCGAAAUUGGCAAGAACAUCCUCCAACAAGGGGGAUCAGCAGUAGAUGGCGCCAUUGCAGCUCUCCUGUGUACAUCCGUGGUCAAUCCUCAGAGCAUGGGGAUUGGAGGAGGCUCCAUAGUGGCUGUGAGAAACAAAACAGGCAAUGUUACAAUCUACAACUUCAGAGAGACUGUGCCACAGUCAUUCAAGGCCAACCUGUUAAAUGAUUGUCCAACUAAGUUUGGACUGUCCACAGGUACGCAAAGUGUCCGGCUCCAUAUUCUCCACCUGAACAUCGUAGGCAGCCAGUGGAUUGGUGUUCCUGGAGAGCUGCGGGGCUAUGAGGCCAUCCACAAAAAGUAUGGGAGGCUGCCUUGGAACAAGCUUUUUGAGCCAACAAUUAAACUCGCAAAAGAGGGCUUCCCCAUGCCAGACUAUCUAGCAGCUUUCCUGGGGAACAUCUUUGUGAAAAACCAUGUGGAAAAAUCAUCUCUGUGGGCUGAUCUUCUACCUAUUCUUUCUUCAUUUGCUUUUGUAUAUUUAUGCAGCGACAUUCUCUGCAACAAGAACAAAACCGUCCUGGGCAAAGGGGACACGCUGAGGUUUCCUAAACUAGCAGAAACAAUGGAAAUCAUCGCCAAGCAUGGGGCAGAGGAUUUCUACUCUGGCAAGAUAGGACAGGACUUAAUCCGAGACAUUAAAGAUGCAGGUGGAACUUUGAGAAUGGAGGAUCUGAAAUCUUUUAAAGUUCGUGUGACCAACGCCUGGACAGUUUCCUUGGGAGAUGUUCAGAUGCACUUUCCUCCACCACCUGCUGGUGGCGCCCUGCUUGCCUUCAUCCUCAGGAUCAUGAAAGGGUUCUCGCUGACUUCAAACUCUCUGUUUGGUGACAAGAAGAUUCAGAUGUACCAUCAUUACAUAGAAGCUGCCAAAUUUGCUAACGGACAGAAGAGGAGCAUUUGUGAUCCAUUGUUUGACGAUACGAAGAGUGCUAACCACUUGUUGGAUCAGUCCUUCACCAACCACAUCAGGAACAUGAUUAAUUCAAACCAAACGCGUGAGGACUCUUACUACAGCAACACCAAGCAUUCCUCUGAUAACAUGGGGACCACGCACGUAUCUGUCCUGGAUGAAAAUGGGCUGGUUGUGUCUGCCACCAGCACCAUAAACCAAUUAUUCGGGGGAGCCGUGUACUCUCCGCGAACAGGCAUCAUCCUCAACAAUGAGCUGGCUGACUUUUGUGGUCGAGCAGACAAAGUCAGGGCAGGUGAACAACCUCCUUCCUCAAUGACUCCAGUAAUAAUGGACACAGAGUCUGGUGGGACCCUUGUGAUUGGUGGAUCAGGAGGAAGCAUGAUUACCACAGCCGUUGCCAUGUCCAUAAUGAAUCACCUUUGGCUGGGGAUGAGCCUGAAAGAUGCCAUUGCUGCUCCUAUUGUAUUUGUUGAUUCAAAGAACAAUGUGAAUUUUGAGAAAGGUUUUGACGAGUCUGUGAAAGAAGGCCUGAGACAAUAUGGACACAACAUUGGGAAUUGGAAGUUCUUUUUAAACGUGGUCAACGCUGUAAAAAAGGAGAAUGGAUGCAUUGAGGCUGUAUCAGACCAGAGGAAGAUGGGAAUGGCUGCUGGGUACUGACCAUGGGGAUGGCUAAACUUCCAGCAAAUUCCGUUUUCAGCCUUUGGCCUUUGAAGACAUUAGUGUGCUUCUGGGGCCCUUACAACAAACUGUGAGUGGAUCAGGGGAUGUUUCUUGUCUCAAGAUAAAUCUCUUCCACAACAAAAAAUGGCUGUGAUAUGAGUAAAAGACAUCUAAUAGAGCUAAAGUUGCAUCAGUGACCAUCACGUUUAGCUCAUUAACACCUUAAUGUUAAUUUACAUUAGUUCCAAACAUACAUUUGAAGAGCAUGAAAAUCAUAUCUUCAGUUGUAUUUAUAGAUGUGAAAUGGAAAUUCAACAAAAAAAAAGUUGGGAGAACUCACUCUUUAGACAAGUACUAUUCAAAUGUGUCGUCUUCAACCUGUGCAACAUCAUGAUGCUGUAAUAUGUAACUGGGCUCCAUCUCUCCACAAACAUGUCUAUAUUGGUGAGUGCGUUGAUUUUACCUCUUUUUUAUUAAUUGUGCCUUCUGCUGCAGAGGUAGUUACUGAUCAUUAUAAUAAGCAGAAUGAUUUUCCAUUCAUGAGGUUUGGACCAAUAAUUGCACAACUAAAAUAUGUCACUCAUUUGACUGAUUUGUGACAUCACACAGGGCUUACACCACAGGAUAAGGAAGCCGUUGGAAGUCUGGUUUACUCUGAAGCUUUUUGGACUUUAAAUGCGUCAUGAACUUGCCACUUUUGCAAUGUGUGAUUCUUAAAUACCGGGCUGUAAAUGACUGACUAGAAUAACAUCAAAGCACAUGGAACAGCACCGUUUGCUGUGUCAACUUUGGCAUCUGCCUCCAAUCAUGAGGUUGAGAACAACAUUUUUAUUUUAUUUUUAUAACUCCAAUUUUCUAGUGACAUCACAGCUAGAUAUGAAGGUUCUCCACUAAGCUUCUGGAAGAGUUCAUUUUCUAAACUAAAUCUUUUCAUGGAAAUAAUUAUUUGUAUUUCAAUGACAAUUGAUGUUUACUUUUUCAUUCAGGACAGAGGUGUGUUUUUUAUUAGAUGAGAUAUUUAACCAUUCUGUUGGCUGCCCAGACAGCGAAAACACUGUAACCUUAAAGAUUUUACUGUAUGUACCAUAUUUAGGUUCUAAUCCAUAAUCAGAACCUAGUAUGACGUAAAUAUUCAUUUGUAUUGCAACAAAAAUAUAAUUUUAUAUUUUUUGUCUUAUUGAAACAUUUUGUAGAAUUUUUACUUUUGUUUACAACUCUUCACAUUUAUUUUUUGUGUUUUCAUAAUAAAA